AUGGAGAAGAAAUUAUUAAAAUUAUAUUAUACUAUUGAUGAUAGAAAAGAUAAAUACAUUGAAAGAUUAAAACAAUUCAUUGCAAUUAAAAGUAUUUCUGAAGAGAAAACUCAUCGUUUAGAUGUUGUCAAAGCAUUAAGAUGGAUUGCAUUUAAAUUAUUAAAACUAGGUGCAGAUGUACGCAUGAAACGUGCUGGACGAGAGAAUAUUUACACUGGUGAUGAAAUACCCCUGACUAAGACAGAUGAACUAGAGUUACCAGAUAUUGUGAUUGCAGCUAUUGGAAAAGAUAAAACAAAACGCACUCUAUUGAUUUAUGGUCAUGUUGAUGUCAAACCAGUGUAUGAAUCAGAACAAUGGACACAUGAUCCAUUCGAUAUGCAAAUUAAAAAUGGUUAUCUACACGGACGUGGAGUAACCGAUGAUAAAGGACCAUUAUUAGGUUGGAUUAAUGUAAUUGAAGCAUUUCAGAAAACUAAUAUCCCUUUACCAAUUAACAUAAAAUUCGUUAUUGAAGGUAUGGAAGAGGUUGGAUCAGAAGGUUUAUCUGAUGUAUUAAAUAUUUUAUCACUGGGAUUUUUCAAAAAUGUGAAUUAUGUUGCAAUAUCAGAUAAUUAUUGGCUUGGACAAACAACUCCAUGUUUAACCUAUGGUCUUCGUGGUGUUGUUUACUUUUAUAUAACUGUUGAAGGCGCCAGUCGUAUAUUACACUCUGGAUGUCAUGGUGGAGCCAUUUAUGAACCAUUAGCUGAUUUAAAUUAUUUAUUAAAUUCGCUAACAGAUAAUCAAGGCAAUAUUUUAGUACCUGGUAUAUAUGAUGAAGUAAAAGAGAUUGAUCCAGAGGAAAUAAAACGUUUUGAAAAGUUAAAUUUUGACCUGCCUACCUAUCAAAGGCACAUCACAACACCGGGCUUACUAACAUAUGACAAAGUUGACAUAUUACGACGUCGAUGGUGUCUACCGUCUUUAUCAAUUCAUGGAAUAGAACAUUCAUUUGAUAAACCAGGUGCUCCAACAUUAAUCCCUAGAAAGGUAAUGGGUAAAUUUUCUAUACGAAUUGUACCAGAUCAACCGCCUAAAUUAAUUGCUUCAAAAGUUAUCAGUUACCUGAGAGCAGUUCAUCAAUUACGCAGAUCAUCAAAUCGACUAGAUAUUAAAGUAUUUCGAGAUGGUCGACCAUUUCUAGGUGAUCAUACAAGUCCUAAUUAUAUUGCAGCCUAUCGGGCAAUUCAGAAAGUAUGGAAAGUACCACCAGACUUAACACGUGAUGGUGCUUCAAUUCCAGCAGCUUUAGCAUUAGAAGAAUCAACUCGACGUGAUGUAGUCCUUAUCCCAAUGGGACAAAGUUUAGAUUAUCAACAUGAAGGGAAUGAAAGACUAUCCAUUGAAAACUAUAUCAAUGGGAUGAAAGUAUUCGCUGCAUACUUUUAUGAAUUAGCUGUAAUUGAAACAGAGAAUAGUGAAGAUGAAGAGAUUAGACAAACGGCAAGAGAUCAGUGGAGAGCUAAAAUGUUAUGA
Trichobilharzia regenti is the source of this 1518-nucleotide messenger RNA. The record is from the annotation of a GenBank genome assembly. Lineage: Eukaryota; Metazoa; Platyhelminthes; Trematoda; Strigeidida; Schistosomatidae.